Molecule: messenger RNA, 504 nt
Organism: Echinops telfairi (small Madagascar hedgehog)
Lineage: Eukaryota; Metazoa; Chordata; Mammalia; Afrosoricida; Tenrecidae
Product: 60S ribosomal protein L23a-like
Exons: 2
Coding region: 1-504 (167 amino acids)
Biological process (GO): ribosomal large subunit assembly; translation
Cellular component (GO): ribosome; cytosolic large ribosomal subunit
Molecular function (GO): structural constituent of ribosome
Source: RefSeq, a predicted model, not a curated record
AUGCCAUUAUCAGAGGACAAGGCAACUUUUCACGAAGAUGGCGCCGAGGCGAAGAAGGAAGCUCCUGCCCCUCCCCAAACGGAAGCCAAAGCAAAGGCUUUAAAAGCAAAGAAGGCCGCGCUGAAAGGCGUCCACAGUCCCCCCAAAAAGAUCCGCACGUCACCCACCUUCCUGUGGCCGAAGAUCCCGAGACUAAGAAGGCAGCCCAAAUACCCUGGGAAGAGCGCCCCCAGGAGAAAUAAGCUAAACCAUUAUGGCAUCAUCAAGUUCCCCUGGACCACAGGGUCUGCCAUGAAGAAAACCGAAGAUAACAACACACUUGUGUUCAUUAUGGAUGUCAAAGCCAACAAACAUCAGAUCAAACAGGCUGUGAAAAAGCUCUAUGACCUUGACAUAGCCAAGGUCAACACCUUGAUCAGGCCUGAAGGUGAGAAGAAGGCAUGUGUUCCACUGGCUCCUGACUAUGACGCGUUAGAUGUUGCCCACAAAAUUGGAAUCAUCUAA